AGGCAAAGUUUAUAAAGAGAUUUGGCUCCACUACAGAAGUGUGUGGUUUCAGUCAGGUCUCAGCCCCUCCAUCCUGACUGACCAUUCUGAUCUGCUGCACCGGCUCUCUGAGCAGAAUGGUUUGGCUUGUUCCGGUGCUCUUUGGCAUCCAGGCGCUUUGUUCCUGCGCUGCCGCCCCUCCUGCCCGCGGAGCAGCGGCCGCGCUGCUCUCCCCCCGCUGUGAUGACACCGCAGUAGAGGAGGCUGCAGACCUGGCUCUUCGCCAGAUCAAUGCUGACCGAGCAGAGGGCUACAUACUCAGCCUCUACCGAAUUUCCAGCGUUCGAGAACAACCUCAGGAGAUCACUGGUUCUGUCUUCUAUCUCAUCUUGGAUGUAGUAGAUACUGAAUGCCAUGUACUCAGCAACAAAUUGUGGAAGAACUGUAACACCAGACCUGCUCACUCAACUGUUUAUGGUCAAUGCAAAGCAAUUAUCUACAUUAAUCAGGAAAGAAAUAUUUCUCAUCUGAAUACUUAUGAGUGCACUUUACAACCAGUUCCAUCCAGAUAUAUUUGGUCAGUAUGUCCUGACUGCCCAGUUGAUGACAGUCCAGCUAAGCCCGAAUAUUUGGACGCUGCUGUUCAAAGUCUCGCCAAGUUCAACAAAGAGAGUGAACAAACUCAUUAUUUCUCUGUCCUCAAUGUCACAAGAGCUUCAAUGCAGUGGGUCAUUGGUCCUGCGUAUUUUGUAGAGUUUUUAAUUCAGGAGACAUCCUGCUCCAAAAAGGACACGGUUGCUGACGUCAAGUGUGAGCCACUUCCAUCGGAAGUAGCUCAAAUUGGAUUCUGCGAAGGCUCUGUAGUAAACAGUCGCAUGGAAAAGUUUGUCACAAUAUCCUGUGAAAUCUACAGUCCGCAGGGUCCUGCCACUGAAGAGGAGAAACAGGAAGCUAAUCAGACACCUGAAAAAUCCAGCCAGAAUCAACAAGCUUCCCAUUCAGAAGAUCCUUUCUCCCCACACCUAGAAAAAACAGUGGGCUGGGUCAAAAUUCUACCCCCUUCAGAUGAGGACAUCAGUUUCUUUAGCCUAAGAGAAAGUCAAAAUGGACAUAAAGAUGGAAAGCCAGUUCCACCUAAGGCUGUAGGACCUACACCCAGUUUUGAUGGAGAAAAGACUCAAGUAAACAAACCAGACUUGACCAAACCAGUCACUGGACCAGUUAUUCUCCCUUUUCCUGAAGAACUUUCUCUAUCAGACUCGUGCCCAGGAGAAGCAAAGCAGAUGGAUGGCAUCCUUCAUCCUUUGAUAACUAGAAAGCCUACCACAGUCUAGCCAGCAUCCAACCACCUCAGCUAUCUGUAACAAAAUAACAGCCACCAUGGCAACCCAGUCUUGCAAUUGUGUAACAUCUUCAAGUAAAUAAAUUGCUUAUCACAGUCUUCA
Molecule: messenger RNA, 1424 nt
Organism: Lepidothrix coronata (blue-crowned manakin)
Lineage: Eukaryota; Metazoa; Chordata; Aves; Passeriformes; Pipridae
Gene: FETUB
Product: fetuin B
Exons: 7
Coding region: 117-1313 (398 amino acids)
Biological process (GO): negative regulation of endopeptidase activity; binding of sperm to zona pellucida
Cellular component (GO): extracellular region
Molecular function (GO): cysteine-type endopeptidase inhibitor activity; metalloendopeptidase inhibitor activity
Source: RefSeq, a predicted model, not a curated record